AUGCGUUGGGGGCUGUGCACUCGCGGGCCGGGCGCAGCGGGUCUGGCCGCGGCCCGGAAUCUGUGGGUGCCGCCCCGCCUUCCCUGUCUCCCAGGGUGGCAAGGGACGACAGGGAGGCCUUUGGUACGGCCGGUGACCGGGGCCAGUAACCAGCUGCAGAACUCGAGUAAUGGCAGAUACCGGGACACUGUGUUGCUGCCGCAGACCAGCUUCCCCAUGAAGCUGCUGGGCCGCCAGCAGCCUGACACGGAGCUGGAGAUCCAGCAGAAAUGUGGAUUUUCAGAGCUUUAUUCAUGGCAAAGAGAAAGAAAAGUAAAGACAGAAUUUUGUCUUCAUGAUGGACCUCCUUAUGCAAAUGGUGACCCUCAUGUUGGACAUGCUUUAAAUAAGAUUUUGAAAGAUAUAGCCAAUCGAUACCAUAUGAUGAGGGGGUCCAAAAUACAUUUUGUGCCAGGCUGGGAUUGUCAUGGGUUACCCAUUGAAAUAAAAGUAUUAUCAGAACUUGGUGGAAAGGCUCAGAAUCUGUCAGCUGUGGAAAUUAGAGAGAAAGCUAGAUCAUUUGCUAAAGCAGCAAUUGAGAAACAGAGAUUAGCGUUUAUUCGCUGGGGAAUAAUGGCAGAUUGGAAUAAUUGCUACUAUACAUUUGAUGGAAGUUAUGAGGCCAAACAGUUGAGAAUUUUUUACCAAAUGUAUGAUAAGGGCUUGAUUUAUCGAUCUUACAAACCUGUGUUUUGGUCUCCCUCAUCAAGGACUGCAUUGGCUGAAGCAGAACUUGAAUAUAAUCCUGAGCAUGUCAGUCGCUCAAUAUAUGUGAAAUUCCCUCUCUUGAAACCUUCUCCUAAGUUGGCAUCUCUGAUAGAUGAUUCAUCUCCUGUUAGUUUUUUAGUCUGGACCACCCAGCCUUGGACAGUUCCAGCCAAUCAAGCUGUUUGCUAUAUGCCAAACUCAACUUAUGCUGUUGUGAAAUGUUCCAAAUCCAGAAACCUCUACAUACUGGCUGCAGAUAAAGUAACAUCUGUUGCUUCUGCUUUGGAAACAACAUUUGAGGUUAUUUCAACAUUUUCAGGUUCAGAUUUGGAAGAUGGUACUUGUUCUCAUCCUUUAAUUCCUGGUAAAGUCUCUCCGCUUUUAUCUGCAAAUCAUGUGACCAUGACAAAAGGAACGGGAUUGGUGCACACAGCGCCAGCUCACGGUAUGGAAGAUUACAGUGUGGCUUCUCAGCACGGCCUGACCAUGGAUUGUUUAGUGGAUGAAGAUGGAGUUUUCACUGAUACUGCAGGUCCUGAACUUAAAAACAAGGCUGUGCUUGAAGAGGGAACAGAUGCCGUUAUAAAGAUGCUUCAGGCUGCAGAUAAUUUGUUGAAAGAGGAAAGACUGGUACACAGCUAUCCCUAUGACUGGAGGACUAAGAAACCAGUGCUUAUUCGUGCCAGCAAGCAGUGGUUUGUAAAUAUCACGGAUAUUAAGACUACAGCCAAGGAAUUGUUAAAAAAAGUGACAUUUAUUCCCGGAUCAGCACUGAAUGCCAUGGUCGAAAUGCUGGACAGACGGCCGUAUUGGUGUAUAUCAAGGCAAAGAGUUUGGGGUGUUCCAAUUCCUGUGUUUCAUCAUAAGACAAAAGAUGAAUUCUUGAUCAACAGCCAAACCAUUGAGCAUAUUAUUAAACUAGUGGAACAAUUUGGCAGUGAUGUCUGGUGGACCCUUCCCCCUGAGCAACUCCUUCCAAAAGAAGUCUUAUCUCAGGUCGGUGGUCCUGACGCUUUGGAGUAUGAGCCGGGUCAGGAUAUCCUGGACAUCUGGUUUGACAGUGGCACGUCGUGGUCUUGUGUUCUUCCAGGUACUGAUCAAAGAGCAGACUUGUACUUGGAAGGAAAAGACCAGCUUGGUGGCUGGUUCCAGUCCUCUUUACUAACGAGUGUGGCAGCAAAGCAGAGGGCCCCUUUUAGGACAGUGGUGGUUCAUGGAUUUACUCUCGGAGAAAAGGGAGAGAAGAUGUCCAAGUCUCUUGGCAAUGUCAUUGACCCUGAUGUUGUCAUUAAUGGAGGACAAGAUCAAAGCAAAGAGCCCCCCUAUGGUGCAGAUGUCCUUCGCUGGUGGGUAGCUGAGUCCAAUGUCUUCACUGAAGUGACAAUUAGUCCAUCUGUACUUAACGCUGCCAGAGAUGAUAUUAGCAAGCUUAGGAAUACACUCCGCUUUCUUUUGGGAAAUGUGGCUGGCUUCAACCCAGAAACGGAUUCCAUUCCUGUUAACAAUAUGUAUGUCAUAGACCAAUAUAUGCUACACUUACUGCAGGAUUUAGCAAGCAAGAUUACCAGUUCAUAUAAACAAUAUGAUUUUGGAAAAGUUGUUCGGCUGUUACGAGCAUUUUAUACCAGAGAACUCUCUAACUUUUAUUUCAGCAUAAUCAAAGAUAGGCUUUACUGUGAAGACGCAGACGGUCCCAAACGGCGCUCGUGCCAGACGGCGUUAGCUGAAGUUCUGGAUGUGAUAGUGCGUUCUCUGGCCCCCAUCCUUCCUCACUUGGCCGAAGAGGUGUUCCAGCACAUACCGUAUAUUAAAGAACCCAAGAGUGUGUUUCGUACUGGCUGGAUUAAAACCAGUUCUAUCUGGAAGAAGCCCGGGUUGGAGGAAGCGGUGGAGAGCGCGUGCGCCAUGAGGGAUUCGUUUCUCGGCAGCAUCCCCGGCAGAAACGCCGCGGAGUACGAGGUCGUCAUUGUGAUAGAGCCUGGGCUCCUUUUUGAGAUAAUAGAGAUGCUGCAAGCUGAGGAGACUUCCAGCACCUCUCAGCUGAAUGAGUUAAUGAUGGCUUCGCAGACGACUCUGCUGCCUCAGGAACCAAAGGCAUUAACUGCAGAUGUAAUUGAACGUAAAGGGACAUUCCUAAUCAACUUAGAAGGUGGUGAUAUUCGUGAAGAGUCUUCAUAUAAAGUUAUUGUCAUGCCAACUACAAAAGAAAAAUGCCCUCGUUGUUGGAAGCAUACAGCUGAGGCUUCAGAGACACUCUGUCCCCGGUGCAUGGAAGUUGUUAGUAGGAAGUAGUCACUGUGGUGGUGACCAUUCUCUGAGUAAGAACAGCCCUUACACACACACACACACUCACACUCACUCACUAACUCACUCCCCGAACCAAGAGCUUAGAUGGAUUGUUGACAACACUGGAAAGAAAUCCAAGGUUUAGGGAAUGAGUGGGCCAGCAAAUGGUAGAAGGUGAGGGUCAAAGUCAGAAUAUUAAUUCUUUGACUAAGAUUGAUAAAAAAUGUGUGUAUAUAUAUAUAUAUGUGGAAAAAAUGUAUUUGCAGGUGGAUAUAGAUAUAUCCAUAAUGGACUUAUUCUGAACUUAGUGCAUAUGCUUGCCUUGAUAUGUGGCUGAGCAGAAAAUGUUUUAUAUUUUAUAAAUCUUUUUGACUCAUAUAAGUCCUAUAAUGUCUAAAAAUAAAGGUCUCUGGAAAAUUA
Messenger RNA from Manis javanica (Malayan pangolin), 3453 nucleotides. RefSeq names its product isoleucyl-tRNA synthetase 2, mitochondrial (gene IARS2). Lineage: Eukaryota; Metazoa; Chordata; Mammalia; Pholidota; Manidae. The record is from RefSeq and is a predicted model, not a curated record. Gene Ontology annotation, biological process: mitochondrial translation; isoleucyl-tRNA aminoacylation. Gene Ontology annotation, molecular function: aminoacyl-tRNA deacylase activity; ATP binding; tRNA binding. Gene Ontology annotation, cellular component: mitochondrion.